AUGGAUCAAUCGAAUAAAUGGGAUAUUCAGCAGCUUGAAGGGAAGGAACCCAAGACCCAAGUGGAGGAAUGGAGGAACCUUUUCAAGAAGCAAUGUCACGACUGCACUCCAUAUCCUGACUUUGCUGAACGUGCCUCUGCUUCUCAGCCUGACUUCACCAAACAUGCCUCUGCUUCUCAGCCUGACUUCACCGAAUGUGCCUCUGCUUCUCAGCCUGACUUCACCGAACGUGCCUCUGCUUCUAGGCCUGACUUCACUGAACAUGCCUCUGCUUCUCAGCCUGACUUUGCCGAACAUGCCUCUGCUUCUCAGCCUGACUUUACCGAAUGUGCCGCUGCUUUUCAGCCUGACUUCACCGAACGUGCCUCUGCUUCUCAGCCUGACUUCACCGAACAUGCCUCUGCUUCUCAGCCUGACUUCACCAAGUGA
Messenger RNA from Hyalella azteca, 429 nucleotides. RefSeq names its product PGC-1 and ERR-induced regulator in muscle protein 1-like. The transcript has 3 exons. The record is from RefSeq and is a predicted model, not a curated record. Bases 1 to 429 code for a protein of 142 amino acids. Lineage: Eukaryota; Metazoa; Arthropoda; Malacostraca; Amphipoda; Hyalellidae.